UACCGCUUUCCCUUAUUCCAUCUCCAUUAUUUUCUUUUCCUCUAUAAAAGAACACUAGAAUAUAAUUGAUCAUCUAUAGACUAUAUAGUACAUGAAUCAAAACAAUAGAAAAUAUUGAAGAAGAGAAUGGAGAUGGAACCAAGCUCCACGUAGCAAUGUUUCCAUGGUUAGCCUUUGGCCAUUUGGUUCCACACUUGGAGCUCUCUAAGCUCAUGGUUCAAAAAGGUCACACCGUAUCUUUCAUUUCCACUCCUCGGAACAUCGACCGCCUCCUCCCACGGUUGCCGGAGAAUCACUCCUCGGCCAUUAAUUUCGUCAAGCUCCCAUUUUCCGGCCACAACAAACUCCCGCAGGACGCUGAAGCCACUACAGACGUACCUUUCGAUCUCGUUCCUUAUUUGAAAAUCGCUUUUGACGGAUUACGAGUUCCGUUGACGGAGUUUCUUGAAUCUUCAAAACCCGAUUGGCUUCUCCAGGAUUUUGGGCCUUACUGGCUUCCUCCAAUAGCUAGCUGCCUGGGAAUUAAAAACGCAUUUUUCAGCGCUUUUAACUGCGCAUGUCUCGGAGGUCUUAAACCGCCGGGCUUCGAGGAGUACCGUACAUCGCCGGAAGAUUUUCUGACGCAGCCUAAAUGGGUUCCAUUCAAAACUCCUGUACCUUUCCGGUUAUACGAAAUCCAGCCCAUGUUCGAAGGAAUAAUGCUGGAAUCCACCGAAGAUAAUAUCCCCGACGUGGACCGUAUAGGCCGCGUAAUCAGUGGUUGUGAUAUCAUGGUCGUACGGAGCUGUAACGAGUACGAAGCAGAAUGGUUGGGACUUUUACAAAAUCUUCAUCGUAAACCGGUUAUACCUGUUGGAGUUUUACCUCCAAAACUGGAUGAAAAGUUUAAAGAUACCGACGCAUGGUUGUCUACUAAAAAGUUGUUAGACUCACGCAAAUCUAACUCCGUAGUUUAUGUAAGUUUCGGCACAGAAGCUAAUCCGAGUCAAUCCGAGUUUAAUUCGAUCGCCCUCGGUUUAGAGCUUUCCGGUUUACCUUUUUUUUGGGUGUUAAGGACUCGGCGCGGUCCGUGGGAUACCGAACCGCUUGACCUUCCGGAAGGAUUCGAAGAGCGAACGGCUGAGAGAGGCAUAGUUUGGAGAGGUUGGGUUGAACAACUGAGAACGUUGAACCACGAUUCGAUCGGUUUGGUAUUGACUCAUUCCGGUUGGAGUUCAAUGAUCGAAGCUGUACGGUUUGCUAAACCGAUGGUGAUGCUGGGUUUUGUGUACGACCAAGGGUUAAAUGCGAGAGUAGCCGAGGAAAAAAAAAUUGGGCAUAUGAUCCCUCGGGAUGAGACAACAGGUUUCUUUACCAAAGAAGAUGUUGCGAAAUCGCUGAGAUUGGUAAUGGAUGGAGAAGAAGGGAAGGUUUAUAGAGACAGUGUGAAGGACAUGAAGGGAGUGUUUGGAGAUAUGGAUACACAAGAUCGUUAUGUCGAUUCUUUCUUGGAUUAUCUUGUUGCUCAUCGUUAACUCCGGUCAUUGUUUUUGAUCCAAUGACGGAUCGACUGAAUGAACUUAUGAUAAUUAAAUUUGAUCAAGUGUUGUAAGAUGAUUUAUGAGUAAUAUGUUGUUUUGAAAUGGUCAAGGUUUAUGAACAAAAAAAAGUUAAAAAGUGCUGAACGUAAUAAUGUACUAUAUAGUCCAUGUGUUGCAUUUUUAAUAUGAAUGUAUCUUCCAUUU
Messenger RNA from Camelina sativa (false flax), 1724 nucleotides. Its product is annotated as UDP-glycosyltransferase 91A1. Lineage: Eukaryota; Viridiplantae; Streptophyta; Magnoliopsida; Brassicales; Brassicaceae. Gene Ontology annotation, molecular function: UDP-glucosyltransferase activity. The record is from RefSeq and is a predicted model, not a curated record.